Ostrea edulis (European flat oyster) is the source of this 1299-nucleotide messenger RNA. RefSeq names its product annexin A4-like. The record is from RefSeq and is a predicted model, not a curated record. Gene Ontology annotation, cellular component: cytoplasm. Gene Ontology annotation, molecular function: calcium-dependent phospholipid binding; calcium ion binding. Lineage: Eukaryota; Metazoa; Mollusca; Bivalvia; Ostreida; Ostreidae.
AUGGCGCUUUUAUAUUGCGAGGGGACAGUGAAGCCGGGGGGGAACCACGACCCCGAGGAAGCUUCCAACCGUCUACAUAAAGCCAUCCAGGGUCUAGGCACCGAUGAAAAGGUCAUCAUCGAUGUCCUGGCUGGACAUAUCAACCACGAACGACAAGAAAUCAAGACCAUGUAUAAAACAAUGUUUGGGCAGGAUUUGGUAGACGACAUAUCAGGUGACCUGAGCGGGCAUUUUGAAAAACUGUGUCUCUAUCUCUUGAUGCCCAGCAGAUUGUUUGAUGCCUGGUGUUUGCGUCAGGCUCUAGAGGGCCUCGGGACGGAUGAAGAAAGACUCAUAGAAAUUCUGUGUGGUAGAACCAAUAGUGAGAUCCACUCCAUCAAAGAGGAAUACCAAAAUUAUUUCAAGAGGUCCUUAGAAGAUGAUGUCAGAAAAGACACCAGUGGCCAUUUUCAACACAUCUUAAUCAGCCUACUGCAGGGGAAUAGGAGCGAGGAACAGGAACUUGAUGACCAGAAGGUCAGAAAAGAUGCAAAGGAUCUAUUUGAGGCAGGGGAGAAUAGAGUUGGAACUCAUACGUCUGUAUUCAACAGUAUCCUGGCCUCCCGCAGCGCUCCACACCUACAAGCAGUGUUUGAAUACUACAGAAGAAUUAGUCAGCAGGACAUCGAAGCUGCAAUCAAAUCCGAAACUAGUGGAAACCUGUGCAAGGCCCUCCUAGCAGUUGUUAAAUGUAUCAAGGACCGUCUGGAUUAUUAUGCAGAGUGCAUACAUAAGUGUAUCAAGGGUUUGGGGACCAACGACAAAAGGCUGAUGGAACUGAUCGUCUCCCACUGUGAGAUUGAUCUGAAAGAUAUUGGGGAUGUGUACUUAAAGAAAUACGGGGAAAGUCUGGCUCUGGCAAUCAAAGAAGACACCAGCGGGGACUACGGGAAGCUGCUUGUGAGACUUGCCACCCAUCAGUGAUCAAUGUCAAGACAUUUACCACAACAGAAAUAUUAUUUACCCUUUCUUUUCAAAUAUAAUCUUACAGGACAACUAGCAUGAGAGAUCUUGGAACUAGUAAUCAAUAAAUCUGGAACAUAACAGACUGGCUAGCAAUGAAAGAGACGAAUGGUAAUAAUUCACCAUCAUUCAAAAUGAAGUACAUUCACUUGGCUUGAAACCCAAUGACUGGAAUUUUUUAUUUCCAUUUUCUAAGUACAUUUAGUAGAUGGAAACAAUCCAAUAUACAUGUGCCAUAUUUUUUGUAUAUAAUGAUCUUGCCAAGAUAAUUGACGAAAUAAAAGAAGCACUCCUAAA